GAUGUCGCUUCGCUCGCCAGUUUCGACAGAGUCGUGCCGGUGAUCGUUUGUUUGAGUCGAUCGCUUGUCGAUCGAUACUAUAUUAAUGAUAUAUUGCGUGAAUCGGCGUCGAAAUUAUAAUAAAUCUUCGAUCGAAUACGUUCUCGAGAGUUUGUAAUAUUUUGUGUGAAGUUGAUAAAAGUUUUUCGUUCAGUGGGCUUCGCGCCACUGCGUGAUUCUUGAUCUUCUUUCUUCCUAUUAUGCAUUUGAGAAACAUCUAGCCAAAGAUUGCCGUUAUUUCUAAUAUUUUAGGAAUGAAUAACGAUAAGGCUAUCGCGAUGCGUCUGUUCAAGCGUCAGUCGUCUGAUACAAGCCCUCAAUUAGUUUCGGCCACACCGUUAUCUCAUGAUGGAACAUCGCCUCUGACAGUGGUAGAAGAAAAUCUCGAACGUAGCAAUAAGAAGCCUCAUAAUGAAAACGAUGGAUUAAAUCGGACAUUGGUGAAAGAAAAUGCGAAUGAAACACUGAAACCGUCCUCAUCUACUAUUUCAAAUCGCAAAGGAAUUUCGACAUGGGGCAGGAAAGUAGGUCGAAGAUGGGAUCAGCUGAAAAGAUCAGACAGCUCUGAAUUGCUUUCGGUUUCGGGCCGAAGGAGAAGGUGGAGUCCGAAUCGGAAAGCUGGCACAACAGACGAAAAAGAAAACGGUACCGGCGGUUUCUCGGAAUUACCAAAGCCAAAGAGAAUUUCCAGGGUGGAAUCGUUACGAAAUUUGUUCAGGAGCAGCGAGCGAAGCAGCGAUAUAUCAGCAAGAAACGUGACGAUACAAGAGGAGGACGUCACCUGUAUCAGUCAUUAUCCAAUGGAGAAAGCUCUGAGCGAAGGCGCCAUAAAGAAUGUAUCUUUUUGUGGUGGCAGCUCGGAUGACAAUCGAGCGGACCGUGGAACGAUUCUUCUGGAGAAGAAGAAACAGCUGAGUCGUAGCAUCCAGGACCUUCAGGAGCAGCAACGUGUUUUAGAUUAUAUCUUGAAGAAUCAGGAUAUGCUUAAAACGCAGGAAGGAACAGCUUUCGCGAAGGAAACGUUAGACAAAAUCAGAAGUACGAGUCCUAAGCGAAGAAAUACGAGUCCUAAACGAAGUAAUCAAUCUACAUCUGAGACUGGCAAAAGCAGCGUUUCUACUCAGACUAAAGACUUUUUCAGUAAUCAACUUAAUAAUAUUAAGAAAAAUUUGUUCAAUGUUCGUGCGAGUAGCAGUGAAUGCGACAGACCUGAUAAUCAGAGAUCUUUCCCAACAUUUGGCCUGGAUGAUCUAAUGAGCAACCUACGGUUAGCUUGCGAUGAAAGUGGCUACGACUCUGACAGCACACGAGCUGGAGCUGAUUCUCCAGAUAGCGAGAAGUGUCCACCGAUGUUAAAACCCCGUAGCUUUUCCAUAACAUCGGACGAUUAUCACGGCAUCGACUUAUCACUACCAGUCACUACCCCCCUAAAGAAAGAUGUGACAACAGAAACGGAGAAGAACGAGUCAGGUCCGUCUUGUCUCGAAGUCACUGUCGUAAAUAAUACUAUGCUAAACGGGACGAUAAUAACAAACACAACCACGGUACCAUCGGAUGAAGAAGACACAGACAGCUGCGACGAGGAUACGUUCGAGGGAUUCGCAGAGUAUCAAAUGAAUUGUGCCGUUGAGAAAACAAAAUCCACCGUGAACACUUUGGAAAAAUAUGAUAGCGGAAUAUCAAGAGGAUUCUCAGCGUCGUCGACUGGAAAUUUAGAUCAAAGAACAUCUUCUGGAAGCAAAGAGCUCAUCAGGAUAUCGGAUAAAAGAUUAGCAAAAUCGGAGCAUACGACAUCACUAUUACAAGCGGUGAAAUUGCAAAAUUUACAAAAGGAGACCAAGUCUCAGAUACCAGUCAAAUGUAAAAGGUACAGCAAUUCUAGCACCUUGUGUUUACUAGAGAAUGCUUCAUCUCCCUGCAAAGAUAGUCCACCGGCGACAAAAAUAUAUUCGACGAUCGUAAACAGCCCGUUGGAGUACUACAGUCCAAAGAGAUCGCGUUCGAAUUUGGAACCUGAAGGUCCCGAGAUUGUAAAUGCGAGGAAUAAAAUGAAGAAAUCAGAGCCAGAGAUUAAAAUCGAUCAUCUAAUGCCGAUUUCAACUCCAGCUAAGACAUUGGUACGUCGCGAGUUGAAGACCAUGAAGUUGUCCGUGGAGAAGCCUGGCAGCCUUGGCAUUUUCCUGGAAAGAAAAGAGGCUGUUAGACCUUUCUACGUGAUUUCGAAGAUGGACGUAAAUGGAGAGGCGGCGAAGUCGAAGCAAUUCAGGAUCGGUGACGAGAUCGUUCGUGUUUGCGGACGUAGACUGCGUGGGAUGUCGCUCAUCGAGGCUAGGAAUGCUUUGAAAAAUUGUUCAGGGACGGUAGAGCUUCAGAUAGCUAGGGAGCCAACGUUCACUUUUGGCGAAGAGAUAGGCGACACGUGGGGCGAUAUUCUGAUCCGCACUCGUAGCGACUCCGAGGUGUGGGCGUUGAAACAAGAGAAACCGGAAGUCCCCAUGAAUAAUGUCGUUCGAGAAGAAGAUUCUUCCCAGUGUAAGGUAGUCGGUGCAUUGAUAAAGGAUAGCAAGAAUUUAUCCACGAAUUCAAUGGAGAAGAUGGAAUGCGAGAAUGAUCGUAUCUUGAAGAAGGAAUCUGGUCAAAAGAUGACUGGUAUGAGGAAGUUUCAAGUGGUGAAGAAACGAUCCACCAAUACAGUUUCCUGUCCACGUAGAGCUACCAGUUUGUCGAUGGAUUUGUUGACUAUCACCUUGGAAAAGGGUGCCUCGAAAAAAUUGGGCUUUUCCAUUGUUGGUGGAUCAGAUAGCAAUAAAGGAUCCAUGGGUAUUUUCGUGAAGGAUAUAAUGGCCGGAGGACAAGCGGCUGAAGAAGGAACUUUAAAAGUGGGAGAUGAGAUUUUAGCAAUCAAUGGGAUAUCGAUGGAUGGAUUGACACACGCGAAGGCGUUGCAAACUUUCAAAGCUGCCAAGGCUGGGAAGAUGGUUCUUCAUGUGGGUCGUAGAGACCCGACGCAUAAACGAUAUAUUAUUCAAUCGAAAUCGUACGAUUGCCUGGACAAGCUAACAGAAACUGGAGACGAAUGAAAUUAUAUAGAAAUUCGAUAAAUCAAACGCGGAAAGUCAUUAAAAUUAUAUCAUCAUGUUUUGUUAAAGUAAACACGAUCGAAGUUCGUUAUAUUUUUAUUUCGUUUUUGCAUUAAAGAAUAUGAUGUAUAUAUUUCGUACAAUUUAAAGCACGUUAUUACGUUUCGAUAAUAAUUGACUAUAAUAACUACUUAUAUUUUCAAUGACUUUCUUUUCCAACAAAUGUAAUAUUUUUUCAACGAUUAACAAAAUCUUUUUUCUCUAAUUUCUAAUCAAUGAUUCGUAAUCAACGUGCAAAUCCAUUUUUUUUUUUUUGUAUAUUCGUUAUACUCGCGUGAAUCGAGAUUAGAUUUAUGUUAAUUAAAUAAUUUCUUUAAGACGAUAAUUGUGAUAUUGACUAUUUUUAUUAACUUUCGUUUCAAACUAUCGAGAUUAUAAUUUCCCAUCUAUGAGUCUUUUUUGAAAAAUUCAUGACUUGUAAACAUUGUGUUUCCAUUACGUUAAAUUCAUAUCAAUUAUUUAAAUAAUCAAAUGUUUCGUUUAUUUGCAAUAUUGUAAUGUAAAAUUAAAAAUGUGAAAACUCGUGCAUAAUUCGAUAUUAUUCGUGUCAAUGUCAUAAGUAUAAUAAGUAAUUAGCGAAAUUAUAUUCGGUUUUCAUUAAGAAGGACUGGUUUGUUUUAAUGUACUUUCAUUUAUUGUAUCGUAGAUCGGGAUAAUUAAAAUAAUAAUUAAAAAAAAUAAUUAUAAAAGAUAAUUGUAUAUAGUCAUAUCCUGUUAGAUAUAACACGCUAACAUGUUGGAUUAUGGCUGUUCUAUUAAAUGUAGCCCGGAAUUAACUUAUGUUUUGGUUUGGAAACAUAUGCUUGUUUAAUACGAGCUACAUACCAGUUCAAAUGGAGAUUUAUUAACUGGGAUGAGUACUCAUCAUUUACUCAAAUAUAUUGUAAGCGUAGUAUUUAGUUAGUUAAUAAUUUUAAGCUACUGAGACUGACAUAUAGAAUGUCUACCUGAAAAAUGCUGUGAUAUUCAUUAUAGUCGCAUUAGCUGAUAUCGUACAAACUGUAUUUAAAAAAUAAAUUUGGUUUUGUUAAUAAAUGUAUAUACGUGGUUAA
Messenger RNA from Apis dorsata (giant honeybee), 4231 nucleotides. RefSeq lists its product as uncharacterized. The record is from RefSeq and is a predicted model, not a curated record. The transcript is spliced from 7 exons. The coding region runs from base 294 to 3119 and encodes 941 amino acids. Gene Ontology annotation, molecular function: protein binding. NCBI's taxonomy places the organism in Eukaryota, Metazoa, Arthropoda, Insecta, Hymenoptera, Apidae.